Molecule: messenger RNA, 954 nt
Organism: Glycine soja
Lineage: Eukaryota; Viridiplantae; Streptophyta; Magnoliopsida; Fabales; Fabaceae
Product: mitochondrial import inner membrane translocase subunit TIM22-3-like
Exons: 5
Coding region: 243-752 (169 amino acids)
Biological process (GO): protein targeting to chloroplast; protein insertion into mitochondrial inner membrane
Cellular component (GO): chloroplast envelope; TIM22 mitochondrial import inner membrane insertion complex
Molecular function (GO): transmembrane protein transporter activity
Source: RefSeq, a predicted model, not a curated record
CGUUGGUUUCUAUACAGAACUUUGUUUUCAUACUUUAAAGAAUUUGAUUAUCGUUAAUAACAAUGAGGAUUGCAUAACUGACAUAGUCAGAGAAGGACCUUGUGUUCCUAAAUAUUUACUUAGCUAAUUAAUAAUUGUGAAUAGCAGUGUUGAUUAGUUUGUUGUUGAAAGAGGUAAUGUUGUUAGUGUGGAAUAAAUUCAAGUCAAGAGCAGGGUAACCCCAUCGUCAAAACUCAAAAGUGAUGGCAUCGGAUGCAACAGUUAAUUCGGUUAGUGACGUGAACAAUGCUCCCAAUCCUACAAAAUCUGUAGGUCCUUCCUCUACUCCGUCCCCCACGGCUUUCCUUCUUCUCCCUGCCGCCACUAGCACUGCUUGUGGCGCCCUCACCGGCUCCCUUUUCGGCUAUGGUGCUGGAUUGAUUAAGAAGAAAGGCUUUAAAGGAUCCUUUAUAGAAGCAGGAUCUAAUGCUAAGACAUUUGCAAUUUUAUCCGGAGUUGAUAGUGUGGUUUUCUGCAUAUUGGGAAGACUUCGAGGAAAGGAUGAUGCCAUUAAUGCUGGGGUAGCUGGAUGCUGCGCUGGUCUUGCUACAAGUUUUCCUGGUACACCCCAAUCACUUCUACAGAGCUGCAUUGCUUAUGGGGCACUUUCUUUUAUCAUUGAAGGGUUAACCAAGCAACGAUCUGCACUUGCAUGUCCCAUGUCCAAGAAAACAAGUGUACGCAACCAGGGUAUAAUUCCUACAUCUCAUUGAGAAGGGUAUAUUGCCUUUUAUGCAUCAUUAAUAUAAGGUUAAGGUGUAUAGCAUAUGCACCUUUCUUUUGCCUUCUUUGUAGCUUUCUUGUAGUCUUUAUGGAAACUUUUAGAAAUAAUAUAAGGGUGAGACACAUUGUAACAUGGAAUGUGCUAAAUCAUAGCAUGUUGAUUACACAAUGUUCUUUAUGUGAUUUUUUGUA